Messenger RNA from Racocetra persica, 404 nucleotides. The record is from the annotation of a GenBank genome assembly. NCBI's taxonomy places the organism in Eukaryota, Fungi, Glomeromycota, Glomeromycetes, Diversisporales, Gigasporaceae.
GCAAGCAAAAAGAACAAAUACUGGAAAUUGAUAAAUCAAGUGAUCACGACGAAGAUGAUAUCGAUGAAAUAUUUGAUGAGAUUGAAUAUAAAAGCAAAGAGUUAGAAGAGCUCAAAAGUUUUUCGUCCGACUGUGUUUCAAUUGAUGAAAAAAGUGCUGAAGAAAUAGAGUCAGAGGAAACUAAUAAAAUUAUUGAAAUAAAAAGCCUGGCAGUUUGUUUGGUGGUAAUAGAAGAAAUACUAACUGGAAAAACGGCCUCUGUUAAUAAAAAACCAACAAUCGAAGAACAAUUAAAUAAGAUCACUGAAGAUACGAAUAUCAAAGAAAAAUAUAAAGAAAGCAUAAGAGAGUUAUUUAAAAACAAUAAGAACUUAUUUGCAAAUAGACUAGAAGAACUUGGAUAA